GUUAUUCUAGUGUUGUAGUUGCCAAUUGUUUUAUUUAGACCUACUGCUGGGUACGUUAAUCUAUAACAAUGUAUUUUAUAAACUGAUCAUAUUUUCUGUUUGUUAAAUCUUAAUUAGCAAAUUAACUAGCCAGUAUAGUUGUCAAAUACAUUUUAUGAAGCAAAAAGUACAGUGUUUCUCAAUGUUAUGAAAUGUAGUGGAGUAUAAGUAUAUAGCAGCAGAAGAUGGAAAUACUCAAGAAAAGUACCUGAGGUAGAACAUGAUGAGUGCACCAAAACUGUCCUUAAAUACAGCAAUUAGUUACUUUCCACUACUUCUACUAAUAGAAAUAGAAUAAUUUAACAGGUGACCUGAUAAGAUUACAGUGUCCUCAUAAAUAAUAAUCAUUUUUAGAAAAGAAAUAAGAUCUGUCCUGUGACUGACAUUUCCUAAUGAUAGACUCGAACAUUUCCAAAUUAAGCAAAUGCUUUAAUGAUAAACUGAUAAAUAUUCCUCACAAUCAAAUAGCUGAUGUGCCUGUGGGAAACAGAUAAGAAAUGUACCCAGUGUACAGCAGAUAGGGGCAACUGAAGACAGCUUGUGUCUGAAGAUUAUCGAGACUGGACCUCCUUCCUACAUAACCCAGAGCUGUCAGCAGUACAGUUGUUCAACUUGACGGAGAAGAAACUGCUGCUGAAUUUCAAGGCCAUGGAGGAGAAAAAGCAGCCAACACCAGGGCCUCACUUUGUGGGGAAGAAAGACGAACUGAUUGAAGCAAAGCGCUCUUUCAGAACAAUAGAGGGUCGAGAUAUACUGAUCAUCUACCACCAGGGAGCCUUCUAUGCUAUGGACUCCUACUGUUAUCAUGCUGGGACAUUGCUGCAGAAUGGAGACAUCGAGGAAUUUGAUGGCAAGCUGUGCAUAAUUUGUCCGAAUCACAAGUACAAGAUCUCUCUGGCCAAAGGGGAGGGCUUAUACAAGGGCAAAGACCCUCAGGAAGAAAAGCCCAGAUGGUUCUCGAAGGGUGUGAAGCAGCGGACCCACACACUCACAGAGACCGACGGGGAUGUCUAUGUCACGAUGUCUGAGGACUGCGACUGGCUCGACUCAGACUACUUCCAGGGAGAAGACGGCAAGGUGGCAAGAGCCAAAGCUGCAGAACUUGAGAAGAAAACAUCUUGAUUGUGGAUGAGGAAUUGUCUGUUCUGGUCUCCUCUGAUCUCCUCUAAAUGAUUCCAUGAUGACUGACAUGCAUUUAGUACUCUACCUCAAGUAAUCAGCAGGCUUUCAAGUGAGUUUAAUUUUUAGUGAGGUGAGGAGGAUACAGUUAAUUAUACAGAUCAUUUGAAAUUCCUUUAAUUCUGCGUUAUCAAUUGUUUACAUGAUGGUGAUGUUUUAGUAGAAAGUUAGGUCACAAAUUGACAUUUUUGUUUCCUAUAAGUUUGGUUCUCAAAACCAUCAUGUAGUUCACUAAAUAAAAGUUUUGAUAAAAUAAUUGUUUCUAGUAGGGAUGCAUGAUAUUAUCGGCACAUCAUCGGUAUCGGCUGAUAAAAGCUCUGAAAUGAAAUAUCGGCAUCGGCCAUUUCUGCCGAUUACAAGAGGCCGAUAUAUCGCCUUCCCCUCCACCGCCUGACUGCGCUUCCCUCGACGGACUGUGUCACCCUGGCGGUCCCGGUGCUUCCUCCGCAGGCUCCACUUCACUCAGCUGCCCGUCAGACCCGCUGCUUCUGCCCACUUUAAC
Molecule: messenger RNA, 1720 nt
Organism: Thunnus maccoyii (southern bluefin tuna)
Lineage: Eukaryota; Metazoa; Chordata; Actinopteri; Scombriformes; Scombridae
Gene: rfesd
Product: Rieske (Fe-S) domain containing
Exons: 4
Coding region: 688-1161 (157 amino acids)
Molecular function (GO): 2 iron, 2 sulfur cluster binding
Source: RefSeq, a predicted model, not a curated record